Messenger RNA from Ornithodoros turicata, 801 nucleotides. RefSeq lists its product as uncharacterized. The transcript has a single exon. NCBI's taxonomy places the organism in Eukaryota, Metazoa, Arthropoda, Arachnida, Ixodida, Argasidae. The record is from RefSeq and is a predicted model, not a curated record. Bases 1 to 801 code for a protein of 266 amino acids.
AUGAAGUGCCAGGCUUUUAUUGUUCUAACAUUAAACGGGUUUAUACCUAAGGCGCUCUGUCCUGUCUUCCACAUUGGUGCCGUGAAUGAGAAGGCAACAGGGCCGUCAUCGAUCGUCAUUCACACAGGUAUGGACCGCUCACACUUAAUCAAACGACGCAAAGUCCUUCGAACGCAAGCAACUACGGUCGUCAACGAGCUCCAGCAGCUCAUCGCUACCUAUCCACUCCCUGAUCGCUGUGACAUUGACGAGAACUGCUUACGCCUUCGCGAAAUAGACGAUGCGUUACGCGAAGUCGACAAUGCACUCGCACCCCUUUUUACUGAACAAGAUUACGCUAAACAGUUCGAAUGUGAAUAUAAGAUUCGGAGAACCCUCUUUCGUGCCAACGUUUUCUUGACGGCGAAAUACUCCUCAUCACGGGCGUCUCCAACUGCGAAUACAGUUGCUUACCCUCAGAAUCCCAACGAAGCUGCGGCCAUUCCUCCGCACCGAACAAUUCACCUUCCCUUCAAAUUCGAUGGACAGAAGGGCAAAUGGCAGCUAUUCUGGACUCGUUUCGAAUCUACCAUUCAUAACAACGUCACCCUCGCCGACGGCGAUAAGAUGAACUACUUGAUGGCUGCCUUGGAAGGUCAGGCUGUAAACGCAAUUAGUGGCUUACAAAUAACGGCAGCGACGUAUAACACAGCCACUAGUCUUCUCCGUGAUCGCUUUGGGAACGACUCUGCUCUUGUCGAAGAUCACCUGAAAAGUCUUGCAGACGUCGAACCUGUCAAAUCAAGCCGACAGGUCCCAUAA